This is a messenger RNA of Amoebophrya sp. A25, 2852 nucleotides long. The record is from the annotation of a GenBank genome assembly. Lineage: Eukaryota; Dinophyceae; Syndiniales; Amoebophryaceae.
CUCUAGAGUGGGUACAUUCGUUCACUCCCUCACUCGUACGUAAUACAAAUAUUGAAAAAAACAAUGUGAAUAGUCCUGAAAAAAACUCCAAGGGCAAGAGAACAUCAACGCUAUUUGUACUAAGCUUUCAAGGCAAAAAUAAAAGCGAAGAAGAUGAGCAUGAUGCACCAUCUUGUGCGUGGUUCACCGCCAUCGCUGGCAAGUGCGUCUCGACGUGGUGGGGUUCGUUUGAUUAGUUUUACCCUUACACCAAUGACGAAGAGCUUCAGUACUUCGUCUUCUUUCGCUCCAGCAGUUGACACGAGAAAUACAACAACAGCACCAGUAGGGGCUACAGCUUCAUCUUCGAGCACAAGUGGGGGUUUUUACGGCUCUUUAAAUAUAGGUACUACAAGAGGAAAAGCACCUUUUUAAUGUGAUUGGUUCCCUAGGUAUAAGUAGCAGUGGGGGAGCAAGAUCCCACUUCAAGCAUGUGAGGAAUCUUGAAACAACAUUUGUUGCCUUUCUUGUGCUGCUCCUUUUUAUUUAAUUCAAUUAAUAUACAUAGGAGCGCUCCUUAUCUAAGGAUUAAUAUAGCAGCCCUAAGUUUAUUUACAAGAGUCCUCUGGUACUAUCGGGAACUUGCCCGAGCCAAGGUCUUAUCGGCGUGUCCCGACCGCAUUACCCAGGAUGGACCCGCCAGAGGAGCUGUAUCGGGAACGAAAUCGGCUGCCGGGUGAUCUAGCGAUUUUUGAGGGCGGACUAAGAAGACAACAACCGUGGGAAAAAGAUGCCAGAUGGCAACAUCACAAGGUGCUACUCUUUGCUACUCUUUUAUUUGGUAGGGUGGAUAGUGGCAACAACAUCUUGACAAGGUAGUUUCUCUCCUGCUACGCGUAAUGGUUUAUGAAGUUCGGCGUGAUGUUCUUGUACUCAACACAUCACUCAAUAAAGAAUCUCUGCGGGAGGAUCAAAUCUAAUAUAGAGAUGAAAAACAAAAACAGACCAUGCAUCAAGGUGCGGAUGCACCGCUCAAGGACAAAGCUUUGAGAAGAGGAUGGAUGCUUAAGGGUGAAGGACAGGCAUCUCCAAAUGAGUCAUCUGGAACAAGAAGUGUCAAUACACAGGUCCCGAAUAUAAAUGGGUACAAGGGACCACUAGGAUCAAGAUAAACCAGUCUCCUCCAAAAAAGCACCCUCCAGAUGACCCAUCUAAGAUGCAGCAUUUUCUACCCCUGCUCCUCUAAGAUGCAGAAUAUUACGGUGAAACACAAGAACGGAAAAGUGACGAAGCGGCCACCUUUCUGGUCACUUAUCAAAGACCCCACAAAAGACCCUGGGCAAGUUGUUGUUGUCCUUCUCAUGUUCGGGAUUACAAGUACUAUGGAUGAUUAGAUGGAGGGUUAGUAUUGGUAGUUGUUUGGUCUGUGUGAUUGGUGUUGUGGUCGUCGUGGAUUGCUUGUUUAUAGUACGGGAGGUACUUCUGCUUCUCAGAACCGCUUAGUUUUCCCUCAUAAGUACUAGACUAGUCCCUCCGAACAAUAUACUUCACAGAACAACCUGAUACAAAACAACGAACUUUGUUCAUCCUUAGUUAGAACAGGAAUAGACUCCACUUUGCAAAUGAAUGCAGUUCACGGGUGCUGUUCGCUUCCAUAUGGCGAACAUUACUGGGUCCGCAGACGAAAGGCACUACGGGAACGAAUUUUAUGAAUUCAAAGAUUGGGUGUCGAUAGUACUUGCUUUCUUUUGACAAUCUCCAGACAUGUUCCUCUUCGUUCUAGAAUAAAGUGGGUUCGUUCUAGUAUAAAGUCGUGCUCGCGUAUCUUCCAACUACCCCUCGUUCUCUAGCGCAUACCACAAUAUUUCUUUCAACAUCAAAUUCCGUAUUUGCUCCAUCUGGUCCAUAAUCUACAGGGAAACAACUUCUAAUCUCUCGUAUAGAAUAUGACCUGCCUGUUGGAUGGGAGGAGGAGUUCGACUUGCAGUCGGACAUCACCGACGACGAUUUGUUUGUCCGCGGAUGGGAAGAAGACAAGACCUUUCGAGUUUUACCUGCUUUCAUAUUACGGCCAUGAGUUUUAGUUUUCUUCGUUUGAUGUUCUGUUUCUGUUCUGUAGCUGUAGUGGCUCUUGAAACAUGUGCAUGUUGCUAGGUCAGAUUUCAUUCCUAUCAACCGCGUAGUCACUCUUAAAGCAGAUACACAUGAAGAAUACAAACCGUAGCUGGAAGACAUCACAGUGCAGCUUUCCCUCGAUAUUAUAUAUAAUUCCUCUCUACAUUGAACUCGAACCGCAACAAUACCAGCAACGAACACCUAGCACCCUCACACCUAGUCUUUAGUACUAGCAGCUCUCCUCUAAUCUUCGGAGAUCCGAUUAUGCAGUUCCGGAAAUGGCUUAUACGAUUCGUCUUUUUCGGGGAGGAGGGAAGGGAUCCAAACAAAGGACCCAAACAAGUCGUGCUGCGAGAAGGAGAAUAUGAUCCGGGACGGUGAAAUUUUUGUAGUCGUGCUACGAGAAGGGGAAUAUGAUACCCGAGUACUAAGACCAACAGUAUUCAUGAACGCACAUGCAGGGCAUGAUGCCGCAACAUUAUAUACGAGGAGGGAAUUCAACAUCAUCAAUAGCACCACAGAAAGGAAUUCAUAGAAACUAAAAUCCCGAGCUUACGCUCGGUUUUUCAUAUGUCGAGUAACAACUUGCUAUCUUGCGUCGCAUGUUGAGUAACACAUACUACUUUGCCUUUCCCGCGAAACGUAGUAAAAGAGCGACGAUUAUUCUUGUUCGCUCGGUUUUUGGAAUCGUCGCUCUUCUACUACGUUUCGGCUACACAGCAGUUUUGGAAUCUAUCGCGAACCCCCAAGUGUUUUGG